Phytophthora sojae is the source of this 1472-nucleotide messenger RNA. RefSeq lists its product as hypothetical. Lineage: Eukaryota; Oomycota; Peronosporomycetes; Peronosporales; Peronosporaceae. The transcript is spliced from 6 exons. The record is from RefSeq and is a predicted model, not a curated record. Bases 42 to 1298 code for a protein of 418 amino acids.
UCCUUCCCUCUCUGCGUGCCUGCAGUCUCCCUCCCUCCCCGAUGGCCGCGUCCCCCGAAGAGCAAGUGGCGUUCCUGCGCUCGCUGCCGUCCGUGCGCGACGGCUGCCAUCGCGUGCUGGCGCUGGGGCUGCAGGACAAGCUGCCGCACUUCUCGGUGGCCAAGGACCAGAUCCCGGCGCUGGCCGACUACGUGCUGGGCGUCAUCCGCCAGUCCUACCCGACGCCCAACGAGGCGAACGUGCCGUUCCACUCGCGCUGGCGCCACUUCGAGACGGGGAAGCCGCAGCGCGUGCAGCAGAUGACGGCGGCCUGGAGCUGCGAUGCACUGGAGAAGGCGCGCCGGCUGCUGGACCUGGCGCUCGUCAGCGUCCUCCUGGACGCCGGCGCUGGACCCACGUGGACCUUCAAGGAACCCGGGUCCGAGGACGUCUACAGCCGCAGCGAGGGGCUGGGCAUCGCCAGCUUCCACAUGUUCCUGGAUGGCAGCUUCUCCGCGCAGCCAGACAAGGACCCGCACAGGGUGGACGCUGCAGCGCUGGCCAAUCUGCCGGACGACGCUAUUGCAAAAGCCUUCCAAGUGAGUGAUAGCAACCCGUUGGUGGGGUGUGCUGGUCGGACGGACCUAUUGAAGCGUCUGGGCAAGAGUAUUGCCAACUACCCGGAGUUCUUUCAGGGGGAGGACGGUUCAAUCCGACCGGGGAACGUGGUGGACUACCUGAAGAAGCACCAGAAUGCAAGCGGCGAGGUGUCCAUUACGCAGCUCUGGAAGGUGGUGCUGUACGGGUUACAGGACAUUUGGCCCGAAAGCCGAACGCGCAUUGGCGGGCAGAACAUGGGCGACGUGUGGGAGUUGUCCUAUUUGCCGGAGCAUGAAAAGGCGGGCAAACUUGUGAGCUUCCACAAGCUUUCCCAGUGGUUGACGUACUCGCUGAUGGAGCCGCUCCAGGAUGCCGGCUUUAAGAUCACGGAUCUCAAGCUGAUGACAGGGCUUCCUGAGUACCGCAACGGAGGGCUCUUGGUGGACUUCGGCGUGCUCGUGCCGAAGUCGCCGAAUAUCCUGACGGACGAGUUUGAUCCGAGCACUGAAGUCAUCAUCGAAUGGCGGGCUCUGACUGUGGCGAUUCUGGAUGAGCUGCACAAGGUCAUUCUUGAACGCCUGAAUUUUACUGCCGACUUCUUUCCACUCGUGAAGAUGCUUGAAGGGGGAAGUUGGAAGGCAGGACGCGUUAUUGCCAAAGAGAAGCGUGCCGAUGGUGGUCCUCCGAUUAAAAUCAAGAGUGACGGCACCGUCUUUUAAUCGAGAAAAUGAUCGCAUAGCUGCCCGUUCUUCGAUUUGGCAUCUGAAGAAAAAACAACUACUGUUGUUGCGUCUUGCUGCAUUAUACUUCGAAGUAAAACUGGGCUAGGCAGCCCAAAUCGGGUUUAUUCGCGCCUCGGUAACUGAAGCCUGUAAAUCGAGGCCGGUAUCGUC